Molecule: messenger RNA, 3120 nt
Organism: Fusarium coffeatum
Lineage: Eukaryota; Fungi; Ascomycota; Sordariomycetes; Hypocreales; Nectriaceae
Exons: 5
Coding region: 1-3120 (1039 amino acids)
Source: RefSeq, a predicted model, not a curated record
AUGACUAUCAGACAUGAUACCCUCACUGAGGCGAAACCCGAGCCGCAGCAGCCUUCGCAGGCAAAGCUGUUUACGCUCGAUGAGAUGAUCCGCCGGCGUGCGGUGGAACUUGGUGAUGCAGUUGUUUUCGGAGCGCCGGAGAAGGGUGUGGAUGAUUUUAGGGAGCAUAGUGCUGUUGAUAUUGAUCGGUAUGCUGAUGCGGCUGUUGCGAGGUUCUUGAGUCUGGGACUCAAGUCUGUGGAUCCUACUCUCGAGAAAGCGCCUGUUGUCGGUAUGCUAGGGCAAUCAGGAAUUCACGUCAUCGUUCAAAUUGUCGCUUUAAACCGUCUCGGCUAUUCGGCGUUUCUCAUCUCAACGCGUCUUGCUUGUCCUGCUAUUACACAACUUUUGAGUCUAGCAGACUGCAACAUUAUUCUCACUACACCAACUUUCCAUCCCGUACUAGGAGAGGUCCAACAAAAUCGCCAACUGGAGAUAUUACCUUUAUUCCAACCCGACGAUGUCUUCAGGCAUGAUGCGCCGCGCUUUGUAAGAGACUAUUCUCCCGAAGCAGAAUCUCGCAAAGUAGCAGUCAUAAUCCACUCCUCAGGCUCAACCGGUCUACCAAAGCCCAUUUACCUUACCAAUGGAAGCUGUAUUGGUGCAUUUGCGGUGCACAUGAACAUGCGCGGCUUUCUCACAUCGCCAUUCUUCCACAGCCAUGGUUUUUACGAAGUGUUCAGAUCGAUUUACUCCGGCAAGCAGAUUUACUUUACGAAUUACAACCUACCACUUACGCGAGAAACGGUCAUGGCGCAGCUUAGAGCUGUCAGGCCUGAGAUCUUUCACUGUGUGCCUUAUGUUAUUAAGCUUCUUGCUGAAAGUGAGGAGGGGAUUCAGAUGUUGGUGGAUAUGAAGAUGGUAUUGUACGCGGGCAGUGGAUGUCCUGAUGAUUUGGGCGAUAGACUUGUUGAACGGGGUGUUAACCUCUGCGGAAACUAUGGAGCAACUGAGACUGGAAGAUUAGCUACUUCCCAACGUCCAGAAGGCGAUAAGGCAUGGAAUUACAUCCGCAUCCUCCCACCCGCCCAACCAUACACCACCUUCGACGAAGUAGCCCCGGGCCUCUUCGAAUGCAUAGCCCUAGACGGCCUUCCUUCAAAAAGCACCACAAACUCCGACGAUCCACCAGGCUCAUUCCGCACGCGCGAUCUUUUCCACCGUCAUCCAACACGUCCUGAUUUAUGGAAAUUCGCCUGUCGCCUAGACGAUCGCUUCACACUAAUCAAUGGCGAAAAGGUCCUACCUCUCCCCAUUGAAGGACGCAUUCGUCAAGAAGAAAUCGUUAAAGAAGCCAUUGUUUUCGGAGACGGGAGGACAUAUCCUGGAAUUCUGAUCGUUAAGGCUGAUCGUGUGAACGAAAUGUCUGACGAGGAGUUUUUGGAAGCGAUUUGGCCUUCUGUUGAGGACGCUAACUCACGAGCGGAGAGUUUCUCAAGAAUUCCGAAGGAGUUGGUUCUUGUCGUUUCCGCGGAUGUGGUGUAUCCCAAGACUGAUAAGGGCACGUUUAUUCGAGUUCCUACGUAUCAGCAAUUCGAGAAGGAGAUUGACGCUGCGUACAAACGCUACGAAGGAACCGACGAAACAGCAGGUUCUCUCAACCUUUCCGGUCAAGAGUUGGAGAACUGGCUUCUGGAACAGCUCAAGACCAAAUGCGGUGUCGAACUUGAGUCUUCAGAAGCAGAUUUCUUCGCAGGUGGUGUGGACAGUCUGCAAUGUAUCCAAAUGUGGAGUCUCAUCAAGCGAGAAAUUGACCUCGGAGGCAAUCAGUCUUCUCUCGGACAGAAUGUGCUGUACGAAACUGGUAAUGUCAAGUUACUGGCUCGACAGCUGGAGAGAUUGAGGAGUGGUGCUGGGGAUGAGGGGGAGGAUCAGUUGAAGAUUAUGGAGGGUCUUGUUGAGAAGUAUUCUUCGUUUAGACCGCAUGUGCCUGGGUCUGUUGGUCAGCCUGAGAAGGAGCUUGUGCUACUUACUGGUGUAACCGGUGCACUCGGCGCACAUACCCUCGCCCAACUAACAGCCCGACCCCACGUCGGCGCAGUCUGGGCACUCGUCCGCGCCUCAAGCGACCACGCCGCCAGCGACCGCCUCGAAAAGUCCCUUCAAACUCGCUCUCUCACGCUCUCUGACUCGCAACGCGGCAAAGUCCUUGCUUUACCCUGCGAUCUCAGCCGUCCAGACCUCGGUCUCAGCGAAUCCCACAUCACCGAGCUCCAAAGCAAACUCACAACCAUCAUCCACAGCGCAUGGGCCGUAAACUUCAACAUUUCAGUUCAAAGCUUUGAGGAUCAACAUAUCAGAGCAGUGCACAACCUUAUUCAGCUAAGUCUUGAUGUGAAGACUCCUCAACCUGCCAAGUUCUUCUUCUGCUCGUCCGUCUCAUCAGCUGGCGGUACACCAAGACCUGGAGAGGUGAAGGAAAGCUUAGUACCGAGUCCGGCGCAUGCACAGCAUACUGGGUAUGCUAGAUCCAAAUAUGUUGCUGAGCAUAUCACCGGUAAUGCAUGCAAGGCAGGUGCUAGGGCGAGGGUGUUGAGGUUGGGACAGCUUGUUGGUGACACUAAGGUUGGAGAGUGGAAUACUACUGAGGGUAUUCCUUUGAUGAUUCAGACUGCUGUUACGCUUGGUGCUCUUCCAGCGUUGAACGAGGAAAUGAGUUGGCUACCAGUUGAUCUCGCAGCAUCAACAAUCCUCGACCUAUCCACCACAUCCCGUCCAGAUUACAGUCUAGUCUACCACAUCCUCCAUCCCCAACGCUUCCACUGGGGUAAGCAGAUGCUUCCCGCCAUGAAAGCAGCAGGCUUCAAAUUCGAAACCCUCCCAACAAGCGAAUGGAUGGACCGUCUGCGCUCCUCUGAUCGUGACCCUGCCAAGAAUCCUCCUAUCAAGCUGUUAGACUGGUUUGAGAGCAAGUACGGUAACAAAGCUUCUACAAAAGCUGAGACUGGACCCUUGGAUUACUUGACGGAGAUUUCGAGGGAGGAUAGUGCCACUUUGAGGAAUGUGCCUGAUGUCACGGAUGUGGAGUAUGUGAAGAUGAUGCUUGGACGGUUGCAGAAACGGUGGGAACAAGGUGCUUAA